GAUUGGUUCUAAAGACAAAAGCGCUACGCAAAAUAAUUGCCUGAUUGGCUAGUCUCUCUGUUGGAACUGGAACUGACAGGAUGUGCAGGUGCCGAAGCGGGAGAAGGGGGCUUCCAGGCGGGUAAUGUUAGAACGUGGUGACAGCGGAUAAAACGGAACGCAAUAAGUUUACCACUGCAUUUAUAAUGCAAAGUGGAAGGGAGACUUUCACUUGCUGAACGACAUGAGAUUGAUUACAUCUGUGCAAGGGAGCCUCAUAAAGCCUCUUGGCAUAUCCGAAACCGAAUGAAAUGAUAAGCAGCCGGAGUGCAACAGAUUACAGGUCUGGCUCAGGGGAUCAUGGCUACUCCAGAGAGACUCAGCCGCCAGCUGAGAUGCAGAAACUCCUGGUGGAAUUCCGGACCCUUUACCACGAGCGCCUUCGACGCAUUGACCAAUCAGAUGACAGCCGGGAGGAAGCUCUGCAGAGCAAGGUGGGUGUGCUGCAGUCGUUUGUGCGGGACCUGAGUGAGCAGAAUGAGGUUCUGAUCCAGGCAUUGGAGGCUGAGGAGGCGGAGGGCCGGGCGGUAGAGGGGAGAACAGCCAGCCUGCACAAAGAGCUGGAGACUGAGCUGAUAUCCUCCUUUGAAAAGGAACUUCAACUAAGACUGGACAUGAGAGAGGAACAAUGGGUGGAGUUACAGUCCAACUCCCCCUGCAAGCGGCGCCCAUCCAUGGCUCUGUGCCCGAUGCCAGUGGACCUCGCUGGAACCACGGCAACGUUCCUCCGAACCAAGACCCGCGAGCCGAACCGUGGAGAAAAGGCAGACCGUUACAAGGAUGUGCAGACACACCUGCCUACCCAGGAUGCUAUACUUCAGCAUCUCAAAGAGGCCUGUCUAUCUCAGCAGGAAGCCCAGGUUAAAGUGGAGGAGCGUGAAGCCCAGGUCCAGGAGCUGCAGGACACCAUCACAGAGCUGCACCAGGAGAUGACCAGGAAGGACCAGGACAAGCUGACACAGCUGCAGGAGCUCCACCAGCUGGAGAGCAGGGUGAAGCAGCUUACUGACCAGGUCAGGAGCUCUGAGGAGACCAUAGUCCAGCUGAGACAGGAGGUGGCUGUUAGAGUGGGCAUCAGCAUCAGCAGCGCUACCCUGUCUGGGGACGGGAGUACUACUGACCAGACAGGAUCCAGUCCAGUCCCAUAUCUUACAGAACAGAGGAGCAGAGAACUGCUGAAGACUGAGUUGUCACGUCGGGACGCGACCAUCCAGAAGCUCCGGCGAGAUGUGCUGCUCUCCCAGCAGGCCCGCGACUCCCAGUCUGCUCAGCUGGAUAACCAUGGGCAGAGGAUCUCUCAGCUGCAGACGGAGCUACAGGAGAGCCAACUGGAGCUCCAGAGGGGACACAGCCGCAGAGAGCAGCAGCAGAGGGACUUGCAGACCCAGACACAGCAGGCAGAGGAGCUCCACACUCAGCUGGCGGAGGUCAAAGGGCGUCUUGUGCAGGUGGAGGGAGAAAAUGAGGCGCUCAUGGGAUAUAAGCGGGAGCAGGGAGCCGAGGUGGAAAGGCUGGCAGCGGUGGUGUGUUCUCUGCAGAGCGCUGCCAGGGACAGAGAGGGCACAGAGAGUGCCCAGGCAGAGUGGAGGUGUGUGGACCUGGAGGGGGUGCUGACAGAGACCCGUGCCCAGCUCACGGAGUGCCAGGACAGGCUACAGGAUGCCAGGAGGAGGGCUGAGGAGCAGACCCAGAAGUUCCAGGCCGAGGUGUCAAGUCUGAAGAGCCAGCAUGGCUGUGUUAGUCAGCAGCUGCAGGACAGCAGUGCUGAGGUGCAGAGGCUCCAGAGGUCAUUGGCUGAGCUACAUGGGCGAGAGAUGGAGUGGGAGAGAGAGACAUCCGCCCUGCAGGGCCAGCUGAGCCGUGCCAGAGAGGAGCUCCACAGCGCCAUCCUCAGGGGGGGGGCACAGCAGCAGAAGGAAGAGCUGAUUGGUGAUCAGCAGAGGGAGGUGGACAGACUGAAGAAUGAGAGACAGGAGAUGCGAAAAGAGCUUUGUGGUAGAGAAGAGGAGCUGAAGAGGCUGAGAGACGAGCAGCAUCAGCUCAAGGACAAGGUGAGGGAGAGCGAGGUGCAGGCUGUGUGGCUGCAGAGCCAGGCAGAUGUGGUGGGUCGGGAGCUGUGGGAGGAGAGUGCCCAGCGAGACAGGGAGCUGUGGGCGUGGAGGGACCGCUACCACGCUGCCUCAGAGGGCCUGAGGCUGAGGGAGGCUGAGCUUCAGGAGGUACAGAGGGCCAGGGACACGGCCCUCAGAGGCCUGAGACUACAGGAGGAGAAGAGCCACAGUCUGGGGGCCCAGAGGCAGGAGCUGCAGCACAGCCUGGAGGACCUACAGGACAGGCUUGCCCAGAAGGAUGAGACAGUGGUGGCUGUCAGAGUGAAGCUGCAGGACCAUGAAGAAGACACCCGUGUUCUCCGCCAACAGCUGCUCUCCUCCCAAGAUGCACUGCAGCAAGUUACUGCCGAGCUGAGGUCAUGUAGAAGAGAGAGGGAGAAGCAGGAUAGCCAGUGUGUGGAGACAGAGGAGAGGCUUGCUGAGAUCAGAGCUGAUCUGGUCCAACUACAACAGCAGUAUUCCACCUGCUAUGCCCAGCUGGUCCAGGAGGAGGCUGUGGUGAGCAGGCUGAGGGAGGAGCUGCGUGAGGUGGGGGAACAGAGAGACAGACUGGCCUCUCAGGUGACAGAGAACCAGGACCUGAGCAAUGAACUGGACCUGCUCACUAAGAAACACAAGGCUGCACAGCAUGAGGUGGCCAGCAGGGAUGAAACAGUGCUGAGACUGACCACAGAACUGAGGACCGCCCAGGAACACCUGAAAUCAGCUCAGGAUGAGCUGUCAGUGCAGGCUCAGCAGGAGCAGGCCCUUGGAGAGGAGGUGCAGAGGCUGCAGAAUGAGGUGAGCUGUCUCCAGGGCAGCCUGAGUCAGAGAGAGGAGGACAUGGAGGCACAACUACAGACAACUGGCCAGCUACAGCAGGAGAGGGACAGCAUGCUCACACAGCGGGACAGCCAGCAGGGGGCAGUGUGUGUUCUGCGCGGGAAGCUGCAGCGGUGUCAGGCGGAGGCCCGGGCUCAGCAGGAGAGCAGGGAAGAGGAGGUGUCGGGCUUGAGGGCUGAGCUACAGAAGGCCCAGGGCAGGCUGCAGCAGUGUAGAGGAACCAUGGAGCACCUCCGCUCUGACCUGGAGCACGCCCAGAGACAGACCAGGCAGGCAGAGGAUGAGGCAUCUGAUAGGGAGAGCCGUCUGCGGGGCCAGGAGGCAGAGUUAUCCAGGCUGAGGGCUGUGCUGCAGGAGGCUGAGAGCAGAGCAGCGGACACAGAGGCCAGGCUGCAGCCCCUGACCCAGUCCCUGGAGCUGUACAGGACCAAGUACCAGGCCUGCAUCACAAAGAUCUCCCAGCAGGACAGCACUUUACAGGCCCAGGACGAGGACCUGAAGGAAGCCAGGGCUCAGGUGGUGGAGCGGGAGGAGCAUGUGCUGCGUCUGUGUGCCCAGGCGGUGGUGUUGCAGGGGGAGCUGAAGGCCCACAGUGCCCAGCUGGAGAGUGGGGAUGACGCCCUGAGUGCCCUAAGCCAGCACCUCCGAGACACCCAGAGAGACCUGGAGGACAGCCGCAAACACAGCCAGGAGUGUGAGAUGGUCAUCAGCACACUGAGAGACAGCACCGCCACACUGAGACGACAGGUGGAGGAACAGGAGGAGAGUGUGGUGAAGAGCCAAGCUGAUUUCUCUGUCUACAGAGCCACUCACAUCCACUCUGUCUCAGACUACGACUCCCAGCUCUCCGCAUCCAGGAACUACAACAGGCGUUCUCCCAGGCCGUGGAGCAGUGUGCCCAGGGCAGCCAGGACCUCAGUGGGUGCCAGUCGGAGGUUCGUCAGCUGAGAGAGGAGGUGUCCAGACUCACCCAGCUCAAGGACAACACUGUGGCAGAGGUGCUGCGGCUGCAAGAGGCUGGGAGGCAGCUCCAGGCAGAGGCCAUGAUGGAGGGCCAGCGUAGGCUUGAGGAGGUGGGAGCUCUAG
Coregonus clupeaformis (lake whitefish) is the source of this 4058-nucleotide messenger RNA. RefSeq names its product centrosome-associated protein CEP250. The record is from RefSeq and is a predicted model, not a curated record. Lineage: Eukaryota; Metazoa; Chordata; Actinopteri; Salmoniformes; Salmonidae. Bases 291 to 3920 code for a protein of 1209 amino acids. The transcript has 30 exons. Gene Ontology annotation, biological process: spermatogenesis.